CCUCCCUGAGUACUCACAUGUUCAAAUCAGCCUCCAAAUUUAAAACAACAAAACUAAAACAUAACCUAAGUUUCGAAGGGAAGACAAAUAAGUUGGAAUAUAUCGUUUGACCGUAACUUUACGAAAUAUGUUAUAAUUGUGCGAAUGUAUGUAGCCGCUUUAACUUUACAUAAUAAUCUGAUGUGUUAUUUUGAUAUUUAAACGUCCAGUUAUAGUGUCUUUUAUCAGCUCUGAGGUUAAAUUUAGAGUAGUAUUUGUUCUUCCAAUAUUAUGGAAGUAAAGAAUGUAAAGGCUGCAUCUCUCUGUAAUCAUGAGGUUCUUCACCUGUUGAACGUUUUAAAGGAGAAACCUCAGGAACAAAGUGCUCCUCUAAACAAACACUUAGCCACCAUAUAUUAUGAGACAAAUCACUUCCUGCAAGACAGUGGCUUUGGCGAUCAGACUGCAUCUAUGAUAAGCAACAUGUUGUUGGCACUCAAGGAGUUCCCAGUUGCGCUCACCAAAGAAGAGAAGCUGAUGAUCGUCAAUUACCCCCCCACUACCAACCUGCAACUUUCCCUGAUUGUACGUGAUGCCGAUGAGAGAAUGAGUGAAGAACAAAUGCAAGAAUUGUUAGACUUAAUAAAAAAACAUCUUUUACAAGAACUUGGUUAAAUAUAUAUAAAAAAAUAGAAAUAUUUUUUAUUGAAACCCCCAAUUUUAAACCCACAUAAU
Messenger RNA from Homalodisca vitripennis (glassy-winged sharpshooter), 714 nucleotides. RefSeq lists its product as uncharacterized. The record is from RefSeq and is a predicted model, not a curated record. The transcript has 5 exons. Bases 271 to 654 code for a protein of 127 amino acids. Gene Ontology annotation, molecular function: nucleotide binding. Gene Ontology annotation, biological process: transcription initiation at RNA polymerase III promoter. Lineage: Eukaryota; Metazoa; Arthropoda; Insecta; Hemiptera; Cicadellidae. Gene Ontology annotation, cellular component: RNA polymerase III complex.